Molecule: messenger RNA, 482 nt
Organism: Arachis duranensis
Lineage: Eukaryota; Viridiplantae; Streptophyta; Magnoliopsida; Fabales; Fabaceae
Exons: 2
Coding region: 15-338 (107 amino acids)
Source: RefSeq, a predicted model, not a curated record
UUGUGACAUUAAAAAUGGCAAAUAGGUUGUUACCCUCAUCCAAAGAACUGGUCAAAAACCUCCAAUUAAAAGCUGCUGUACUUAGAAGCAAUCAAGUGUUCUUCUCAUCAAAUAUUCCUCAAGGUGAUGGAGGAAUUAUUAAUGAAGCAGUAGAGACGGUGGCGGAGAAUGUUGAGUCGGUUAGUGAGACGGCGGAAACGAAGAAGACGGCAGAGGAAGUGGUAGAAACAACCACCGCCGAAGCUGACACCAACGUUUUGAACACUUGUGAGUAUAGAAGUGCUCAAGAUUUGCAUGGCCAGCUUGGAGAUGGUUGUGACCACAACACUGGGUUAUAGUAUUAUUUAGUAUUUAAUUACAUUCCUUUUUUGUCUUGUUUUUUGUUUGUUUUUCCCUCUUGUCUUUUACUUUAAAUCCAAUACUUUUGUUUUUUUUUUUCCUUUUCUAAUACUUUAGUCCAAUACUUAUAAAUCAAUCCUUUC